Messenger RNA from Rotaria sp. Silwood1, 1467 nucleotides. The record is from the annotation of a GenBank genome assembly. NCBI's taxonomy places the organism in Eukaryota, Metazoa, Rotifera, Eurotatoria, Philodinida, Philodinidae.
AUGGUUGCACUAGGACGUCCAUUCUAUUUGGGUAUGCUAUAUGAUAUUCGUAGAGAUAUGAUUAUCGCUGGUACCACUCUGUGGGAUCCAGAAAUAUUAGCUAACUAUACAAGCACAAGUAAACAUCCGUAUACUGGCUUUGAAAUAAUCACUGAAGACUCGUUCCAUAAUAAGGCACAUGCCUUAGGUGUUGAAGCUAGUCUAAAAUUAAGUAUGGCUAGCGGUCUUGUAAGUAUGUCGGGCUCUGCAAAAUAUGCUGAAGAUUUUCAAAAAACAAAUUAUGAAACUCGUUUGACACUAAAAUAUUCAACUACAACACGGUUUCAACAAUUGACGAUGAAGCAUCUCAGUAAAAAGAAUAUAAAUCAUCCAGAAUUACAUGAUGUCGAUCUUGCAACUCAUGUAGUUACUGGUAUACUUUAUGGUGCCGAAGCAUAUUUUGUAUUUGAUCGCACAAUAACAAAGGGAGAAUCUCGUAAGGAAAUAAGUGGUACAUUGAAAGUGGUGAUCAAUAAAAUACCAACGUUUAAAAUCGAUGGAGAAGCUAAAUUAAAUAUGACUGAUCAAGAAAAAAAUUUCGUUGACAAGUUGAGUUGUAAAUUCUAUGGUGAUUUUCAAUUAACUGAAAAUCCCAGUACCUUUGUAGAAGCUGUUAAAAUUUAUCGACAAUUACCAUUGCUUUUAGGUGAAAACAAGGAAAAUGUAAUACCAAAAAAGGUGUGGCUCUAUCCACUACAUUUAUUAGAUGAUAAAGCAAUGCGCAUAGUUCGAGAAAUUUCAUCGAAUCUGAUUGAUUAUUCGGUAUCAGUACUAGAAAAUCUACAUUCAUUGGAAGUAAAGGCAUUAGAUUUAUCAAACAGUGAAGUUUUUACACAUUUAAAUUAUAUGAAAAUACAUUUAACGAAUUAUGCUACAAGAUUAUCUGAAUUUCAACGUGAUGUAAAACAAAAACUCGUAGUAAAUCUACCCAAACUACGUGGAAACACUGGUAUCGAAGAAUCUGUUUUAUUUGAUUAUUUUAAAGAAAUUGAUUCAUCACCAUUUAAUCAAAAAAAAUUAGAAGCAUGGUUGACAGAAAAAAAAAGCGAGAUUGCGUUAAUUACAUCGUGGAUAGAAAAUAUUAUGAAGGAUACUAGUUUAAAUGUUACAAUCGGAUCCUUGUCUCUGUAUUCUUCAAUUGGUGAUACUGCAUAUAAAUAUAUUCUAUGUCUUCGAUUUCAUCUCGUAGAAGAAGAUGAUCCACAACUUAUUGAUAUGUACAAUUAUCGAUAUAUGUUGAAUAAUUCUACAUCAUCGAGCAGUCUUCAAAACCUUGUUGUGCCUAAUAAUAAUAUGCAUUGUGUAACAAUUAUAUCCAGAAAUUCUUAUGAAGGUGAAGAAAAUGAACGCAAUCCAACAACAAGGUUAUCACUAUCAAUACGUAAAACCGUGUCUAAAUAUGUUGAAUGUGGAUGGUCACAAUCCUAA